AUGAAAGCAUAGACUUCAGCUUAAAAGAUAGAUGAGCUAAGAGGCUAAGCAGAGAACAAAAAAUGUUUCGAUUGCCAUGAAAAGGGGACUACAUACAUUGUUCUUGAGUAUGGAGUUUUUGUCUGUUCAACUUGCUCAGGAAUACAUAGAGACAUGACUCAUAAAGUUAAGGGAAUUGGAAUGUCUAAUUUCACUGACAAGGAAGUUGAAUUACUUACUUAGCGUGGAAAUAAGAAAGUCUAAGAAACUCUGAUGGGGGAAUAUUCCUCCAAGUUAUAUCCAGAGCCAGAUAAGAAAGACUAGCUGAAAAUGAAAGAGUUCUUUAAGCUUAAGUACACUUAGAAGAGAUUUGAGAAGAAAUAAGAUGACUCUGAUUCAGAUGAUAGUGACAAUGAUAAGAAAAAGGGCAAAAAGUCAUCAAAGCAUGAAGAGAAGAAAAAAGAUAAAAAGAAGUCCAAGAAGCAUAAAGACUCUUCAUCUAGUGAAAGUGAUAGUGACAAUGAAAAAAAGAAGAAAAAAGGAGCAGCUAAAGAUGAGGAAGAAAAAACGCCAAAGGUUAGUUAAGGCUUGAAAUUCCCAGCUGCCCCAGGAAGUAAAAAGCUCUCAGCUCCUACUCAAUAAUAAAGCAAUCAAAAUGCACCUGUAAUUUAAAAGUCAGCAACAUAGACUAAUAUAUAAGCUUAGAGUAAUUUGCUAGAUCUUCUCGAAAUGAAUACACAACCAUUGCAAAAUAGUUCUAGUCAAAGUUUUCUUAAUAACGGUACAAAUCAAUAAGUAGAUAAUUCAGGUGGGGAAGGUUGGUCUAACUGGGCUUCUUUCGAAAAUACAUAACAAACUCAACCCUAGGUCUAAACUUUCACUUAAUCAUAAAACUAAUAGCCUGUUCAAUAACAUCAGCAAUAGUAAUAGGUUUAAUAAAAUAGAAAUAAUCAAAAUAUUGAUAUUGUAAAUAGCUUAUCAUCUCUAUAUCCCCAAGGAUCAUAGCCAUUACCCUCUAAAACGAACUUCAUCCCAGGUAUCGGAAGUAAAUUAUUAACUGAUGAUCCAUUUUAAGAGGCUCAAAAUUCAUUUAUUGGGCAGUAAGUACCCAUUGGAAAUCAAUAAAAGCUAGGCAAUAUUUAGUAGCCCAUAGGAUUUUAGUAGCCCUAACCCUAAAAUGUCAAUCCACUAUAACUUCAAUAGCAGCAAUAAUUACUACAAAUGCAAACUUAAAUGGCUUAGCUAAUGCAGUAAUCUUAGAAUAACCCUAAUCAAUAGCAAAUGGCAAUGAUGUCUUAAAUGCAGCAAAUGAUUCUGAUGAUGUAAAACAUGAUGACAAGCACUACUGUUUCUAAUCCAUAGUAGCAGACAUAAGCCUAGCAACUUCAAUAAUAAUAGCAAUUGCAGCAGCAACAGCAGCAGUAGAAAAGUCAUAACCCCCAAGAUAAUAUGUUCUCUGACUUAUUCAAAAGUGCGGCAAGUCAACCACAAUUUCAUCAACAAAAACUGUAAAAUAGCGCUUCAACUGAUCAAUUCAAUCCCUUUAAUAAUUUUGGAGGCCCAUAACUUAAUCCUAAUGGAUCUUCAAAUGGUUUUAAUCAGAAUUAGUAGCCAGGGAUGUAUGGUCAAUUUAUGGGUACACAAGCAAACGCACACAUAAAUUAAUAGAGUAAUCUAAAUGGUGGAAGUUCAUCGCAUAAUCCUUUUGAUAUGUUCAACUGA
Molecule: messenger RNA, 1701 nt
Organism: Stylonychia lemnae
Lineage: Eukaryota; Ciliophora; Spirotrichea; Sporadotrichida; Oxytrichidae
Source: the annotation of a GenBank genome assembly